AAGUAGUCUACUCGAUGUACCAGACAAGCAACCCCCCCUCUCGCCAUUGAUCGUCUGGUGACGACGACGACGACGACGUAGCAGAGCGGAGAGCAAGACAACAGCAACGUCCGAGCGAAUAAGUCCUUGGAAUCCCUAAGCCUCUCUCCUCCUCUUCCGGAUUGACAAGCAAGCAAACUCAGCAUGGCAGCAGCCGAUACUAAAGUCGCAGCCCCUCCAGCCUCUGCUGCGCCUUCCUCCUCCUCUCGCUCCUCCUCCUCCUCUACCAGCUCUCCUCAACCCCCUUCAGACCUCGCUGCCCCUACAUCGGAAAAGUCUCUUCCUACGCACGACCCCACUCUGAAACCAGCAGCUAGCAUCCUCGCCAAUCCACACGAAGCUCCCCCUCCUGCUAGCAGUAAGAAAGCUUCUGCCCUCAAGGCUGCUUUUAUCCCUGCUCAACCUGGUCGACUUCUCAAGAAAAAGUCGGGAGUGGCACUAGGGAAGAGUUUCCAGAGGACCGUGCCGCUGCCUGGGGGUGUGAAGCAUGAAGGAGGAGAGGUCCUCGAGGUGGAUCCUAGAGGCACAGAGGCUUCUACGGGGGACGGAGUGGUGUUGCCUGGCGUGAGCCCCUUUAGCAGCGGCAGCAGCAGAUCUUCAUCGGGAACGCAAAGUAGCGAGGCGCUUGACUUCCCCAGCUCUGCCUCGGACAGAUCACGCCAGGGGUCCAUCGACUCCUCUGCCAUUGCAGACGAUGAUGAUGAUGACGAUGGGAUCUCCCUCGGUCAAUCUUCUUCUGCUGGCGACCAAUCCUCCCGUGGUCGCGGCAGGACUCGAACAGAUACAGAGUCCACAAGGAACUCUUCCGUCUCCACAACGAGUUCCUCACACUCAUGCGCAAUCCGAUUUGCUCCUUUGCCGGUCAGUGGGAGACUGAAGAGGUCCACCUCCAUCACGAUUGGUGUGGCAGCGCGGAGUCAGAUGCUCCAGUCGCAGGGCUCGGGCAGGGGCGGUGGGUUCAACGGGCCCGGCGGACCAAAUAGGAGUGCAGCGGCCGCCGCUGCUGCUUCUCAGCAGAUGGGUCGCCAGCAAUUCCACGGUGGCAAUGCCGCCUCUUCUGGAACCGGCAAUGGAGGAUACUAUGGCGGCGGUUCUCAACAGGCGAAUGAUGUGAUUGAUCUGGGCGAGGAGAUCUCGAAGAAGGCCAAAAGCGCGUGGAAGAAGAUGCUGGGCUCGGGAGGAUACGACAAGCCUUCGAGCGCUUCUGCAGCAGCACCCACUGCUCCACCACGCAAGACGUCUGCGACGUCCGCAAGAAAGACGUCGACGUCAAAUCAGCAGCAGGCAAAGCCUACAGGCGACAAGGCGGCUGCUUCGGAAGGCAGCACGCCCGUUGCGACUCCGGGGGUGGCCAGCGACUCAAAUCAGCCGGCCGGCAGUAGCGGUACAGGCGAUCAGACGCCACGUCGGCCUGCCUCGCCAUUGCAAGCGCGCUCUUCCCUCUCCCAGGACGACAUUUCCUCUCCGUCCUCUGCCGACGAUGCCAAUUCGUCCUCUGCUCCUCACCCCUAUUCGCACCUCGCACAAGGCUCCCAUCAGGACCACUUCCCGGGUGUCGCCCAGCAUCAUCUUCAUCCCGAAGGUCACGCUCAACACGCCGAUGGAGCUGAAGGCGAAGGAGCUCAAACUCCCCGAGCAGCAAUGCAACGUCGUCUCUCCACGGGAGCCUUCUUAGGUGGACUCAGUCUGAGACAUAUGCAGCAGGAUCGACGGAGAGAAUUUGGAGGACAUGAAGAAGAGGAUCGAGAGGCCGAGGAGGCACAGGCGCAGGAGAGGGAGAGGGAGCAGUAUGAGUAUGAGCAUGAGCAUCAGCAUCACCAUCAGGACUCUAUGGGCUCUGCAGAUCCAAAUGGCUACGCUUCUUCUGAGCGACACCCCCACCACACGGGCAAUCUCGUCACCCCGAUGCACAAUCCCGAAAAGGACGAGUUCCACGAUGCGCCCGAUGGUGUCCCUAGCGAUACAGUGUCAAAUGCAAACAACGAAGAAGAGGAAGGGGAAGACGAGGAGGAGGAGCUACGAGAGGCGGAAAGACUUGCAGAAGAUAGUUCUCGCCGUGGGGCUAAAGGUGCAGGAGUUGAAGUUGUACAUCACUCUUGAGUCGCUUGGAGAUAGGUAGGUAGGUAGGUAGGUGGUGGGCUGCUGGUCUAGGCUGGCUUGGAAAGGAGCUAGGAGGAGGAGGAGGGACGAGGAUCCAUGCUAGCGGGGCACGAGUAACUUGGCACUGCUUAUGCUCACGAUCAAACAUGAUGAGAUGAGAUGAGAUGAGAUGAGAUGGGAUGAGAUGAGAUGAGAUGAGAGGAAAAUCGCAUCGUCUUUAUUCGCACCAGCAUCGACAUCGAGGCGUGACUAUAUACAUCUACUAUCUAUCUGUCUAUGGAUCUGUUACCCAUCUAUCGAACACUUAUCUAACGAGCACACCCAUAUACCAUCUUCCUAUCAGUCGUCCAC
Microstroma glucosiphilum is the source of this 2490-nucleotide messenger RNA. RefSeq lists its product as hypothetical. The transcript has a single exon. The record is from RefSeq and is a predicted model, not a curated record. Bases 184 to 2139 code for a protein of 651 amino acids. NCBI's taxonomy places the organism in Eukaryota, Fungi, Basidiomycota, Exobasidiomycetes, Microstromatales, Microstromataceae.